GAGCCGGCCAAUGCUAAUGAGCGGAGCAGCCCGGAGGAACUUCAUUCCCCGUCUCAGUGUCAGGAUCGCAGAAAUUAUGCCCCUUCUGUCACCAUGAACUGGCUCUCCAGUUCCCAGGGAGUUGUCCUCACUGCCUACCACCCCAGCGGCAAGGACCAGGCCGUGGGGGGGGACCAUGGCCAGGGAGGGGAGGAAGCCACCGCAAGCCGCAAAUAUGGUCAGUACACCAUGAACCAGGAAAUCACCAAAGUUCCCGAAAAACCGCCAUUUGAUCGAUCAAGCUCUCAGGAUUCUUUGGAUGAACUAUCUAUGGAGCCCUAUUGGAUGGAAAUAGAAAAUAUUGAGAAAUCAAGUGAGAACAGACAAGCUCAAGAAGUGGUCGUUGUCAAAGAACCUGAUGAGGGAGAACUGGAAGAAGAGUGGCUUAAGGAGGCUGGUUUGUCCAAUCUCUUCGGAGAGUCUUCUGGAGAUUCCCAAGAAAGCAUGGUGUUUUUGUCAACACUGACCCGGACCCAAGCAGCUGCUGUUCAGAAACGAGUAGAGACAGUCUCCCAGACCUUGAGGAAAAAAAACAAACAGUACCAGAUUCCUGACGUCAGAGACAUAUUUGCUCAACAGAGAGAGUCAAAAGAAAAAGUUCCAGAUGGCAUCGACUCACAGUCAGUCAGAACAAAUGAAAAUAAAUAUCAAGGAAAAGAUGACCAGGCAUCUAGCCUAGUUGUGGGUGAAAAAGAGCUGAUUCCCCUGGUUCCUGAAGAGGCACCUGCCUCUGAAACCAAUAUCAACCUGGAUGUAUCGUUUGCAGAGCAAGCCGUCAAUCAGAAAGAGAGCUCCAAGGAGAAGGCCCAGAAGAGCAAAGACUGUGAUGCUCCGUUAUCUAAUUUCAGAUGCCCAAAAGACAAAACAGGCAUCACCAGGAUUGGUGACCUAGCACCCCAGGACAUGAAGAAAGUUUGCCGUUUAGCCCUCAUUGAGCUGACUGCCCUCUAUGAUGUUUUGGGUAUUGAAUUGAAGCAACAAAAAGCUGUGAAAAUCAAAACAAAAGAUUCCGGCCUUUUUUGUAUUCCGUUGACAGUGUUGUUAGAACAAGAUCAGAGGAAAGUACCAGGAACUCGAAUACCCUUGAUAUUUCAAAAACUGAUUUCCCGAAUUGAAGAGGGAGGUUUGGAAACCGAAGGCCUCUUGAGAAUACCUGGAGCCGCUGGUAGAAUCAAGGUAAUCUCUUGGUUCUACUCCUGUCACCCUUUAUUGUUCAAUUACGC
Lontra canadensis (Northern American river otter) is the source of this 1262-nucleotide messenger RNA. Its product is annotated as rho GTPase-activating protein 18-like. The transcript has 8 exons. Gene Ontology annotation, molecular function: GTPase activator activity. The annotation marks the transcript as partial. Gene Ontology annotation, cellular component: cytoplasm. Gene Ontology annotation, biological process: regulation of small GTPase mediated signal transduction; signal transduction; regulation of actin filament polymerization. The record is from RefSeq and is a predicted model, not a curated record. Lineage: Eukaryota; Metazoa; Chordata; Mammalia; Carnivora; Mustelidae.